GGAAUGAUAACCAAUUUUCUCACACACACUUGACUCUUGAGAGCAUACUACACACUGUGAUGGAGAACAUCAAACACAGUGAUGUCCAAGUGAAGGGGCUCAAGCUGCAUGUGGCAGAGAUUGGAACCGGGUCAAAGGCAGUGGUAUUCUUGCAUGGAUUCCCAGAAAUCUGGUACACAUGGAGGCAUCAGAUGGUUGCUGUGGCCAACUCCGGCUACAGGGCUAUUGCCUUCGAUUUCAGAGGCUAUGGACUUUCUGAGCAGCCACCUCAGCCUGAGAAAGAAACCAUGUUUGAUUUGAUUGAUGAAAUCUUGGGUCUCUUGGAUGCUUUAAACAUCACCAAGGCUUUCCUUGUUGGUAAGGAUUUUGGUUCCAUCCCAGGGUAUCUUACAGCAGCUCUGCACCCAGAAAGAGUAGCUGCAGUUAUAAAUUUGGGCAUCCCUUUCAUUCUUCCGGGUGAAUCCGCCGUCCGGAACGACCUUCUCCCCAAAGGCUUCUAUAUUACCAGGUGGCAGGAACCUGGGAGGGCAGAAGCAGAUUUCGGCCGUUUCGAUGUGAAGUCAGUUAUAAGGAACAUCUACACUCUGUUCUCUAGCAGCGAGAUACCAAUAGCAGCUGAUGAUCAAGAAAUCAUGGACUUGUUUGAUCCCUCUAAACCGCUUCCACCAUGGUUCUCUGAGGAAGACCUUCAAACCUAUGCAUCACUCUAUGAAAAUUCUGGAUUCAGAUAUCCAUUGCAGGUUCCUUACAGGAGUCUCAAUAAAGAUUGUGGCUUAAGUGACCCAAAAGUGAGUGUUCCUGCACUUUUAAUAAUGGGUGAGAAAGAUUAUGUGAUCAAGUUUCCAGGAAUGGAGGACUACAUCAGAAGUGGAGCAGUGAAACAAUUUGUGCCAGACAUGGAAAUCACAUAUAUUCCAGAAGGAAGCCAUUUUGUGCAUGAACAAGUUCCAGACAAGGUCAACCAGCUCAUUAUUGACUUCCUUGACAAACAAAAUGUUUGACUGUUUCUUCUGCUUCUUCAUUGGAGAUGCCAUUUCUUUGCCGCUUAAUGUUACCAUUAAUAGAAGUAUGUUAUAUUCAGACUUUGAAUUUUCAGUUUAUGCAUGACCAUUGUCCAAUGGAGUAUAAUAAUGUGGUAAAGUACUAUUUUUUUUCUCUAAA
This is a messenger RNA of Arachis stenosperma, 1161 nucleotides long. RefSeq lists its product as uncharacterized. The coding region runs from base 60 to 1001 and encodes 313 amino acids. The record is from RefSeq and is a predicted model, not a curated record. The transcript has 5 exons. NCBI's taxonomy places the organism in Eukaryota, Viridiplantae, Streptophyta, Magnoliopsida, Fabales, Fabaceae. Gene Ontology annotation, molecular function: hydrolase activity.